UAGACAAUUGGAAAUGAAAGACGAAGAUCUCACAAUGUGGGCUCUCAGAGCUGCGAGAUUAGCCUCCUAUUUUCUUAGCAAAAACCGUUUCGUAGAAGCGAGAAAUCAUUUAUCAGCUGCCAUUCACGUGCUUCACGAGUACGAGAAAAAACUUAAAGCGACGGAUACUUCCAAAACAGAAAAGUUAAACGACUUCAGACGCAAGUAUGCCGACGUCGCAAAAUGUUGGGUCAAAUACGGCCUGUUUCUGUUCAGCGUAUCAAAAACAAACAUGGUUUCCCAAUUUUGUUGCGAACCGAAUCAAGUUCUUGACAAACUUUGGACCGUGCCGUUCAAAAACAUCGAUAACAACAGUUUUUUAUCGACUAAGGAAGGAAAAAACGUCGAAGCUUUGACGGACGCGACUAAAAAUUCAUCUCCCCCCGACGGUCGACGCAGUAAAGUACAAUUUUUCUUGCCUGACGAAAAAUCGUCAGAAGCAGCAUGUCACUCGACGGGGAGUAGCGAAAAAGUGUUAGGAAAUGAAGAAUCGCGUGAUAAUUCUUCACACUUCUCUGCAGGCAACUCCGAAAAGCCGAGCUCAUAUCUUAUUUUUGAAUCGUUGACGGAAUUAUCUGAGUCCGAAAAUGAAGUUGCUGCUUCUCUGAUCGAAACGACGGGCCAAGCACGAUCGCUGUUUCUUCAUACUCACAGUUGGCUCAAAAAAGUCAAAACUUAUUAUAACCUGAAUGAAUAUCCCAUGGAGUAUGUGAACGUCGUUCUGGAUCUUAGCGAACUUUAUCGAUAUCUUGCAUUUUAUGAAGAAGAAAUAGAAAGUCAGUAUGCGGUGCAAAAGUUACGAGCGGAUGCUCUAGAAACCCUGAGCACGGUCCUCCGUGAAAUUCGUCCACAGUGCUACAUCUCCGUGUCUGUUGAACUGUUACGGGAACUCGCGGAAGUUCAGUUGGAGAUGAUGGGGCUAAAUCUGCGGAGAAUAUACGCGGCAAAAGAAGCCACUUCGAGGGACACGAGCGAAACGACUCUUCACAAAAUGGACGCUCUCGCUGACAUUCAUUCUCGAUUAGAACAGUUCCGUGAUAAUUUUAGUCACAUCGACGAUCCCGAAAGAAAAUGUGAUACGCAAAAUGCUACGUCUGAACGUUUUUCACAUUUUAUUGUGUAAAAUGAUGAUAAGGGUAUUUUGUAAAUUUCGGAAGUUCGGGAUAGUCUUUGAAAUGAAGAAUUUGAACAAUAGUUCCGUUUUACACUAUUGGUGUAAUCUGUAAUAUCGAUUGUUGGUAAUAAUAAAUUUGUACAUGCUGCAUAUUAAA
Messenger RNA from Venturia canescens, 1310 nucleotides. Its product is annotated as KIF-binding protein-like. The transcript is spliced from 5 exons. The coding region runs from base 14 to 1162 and encodes 382 amino acids. Gene Ontology annotation, biological process: central nervous system projection neuron axonogenesis; microtubule cytoskeleton organization; neuron projection maintenance. NCBI's taxonomy places the organism in Eukaryota, Metazoa, Arthropoda, Insecta, Hymenoptera, Ichneumonidae. The record is from RefSeq and is a predicted model, not a curated record.